UUCUGAUUUAUUAUACAUCAAUUUUUUCCAAUAAUACUUUUAUUUCUAUAUUACAGAAUCAAUUUUUUUUAAAAAAAAAUGGGUUUGAAAGGAAAAUUGAUUUCUGAAACAGAAAUAAAAGGUUGUAAGGAUUUGUUUCAUGAAAUGUUUUGUGAAAAAACACAUCAUCUUCCAAAUGUUGUACCACAAACUAUUCAAGCUGUUGAUUUACAUGAAGGUGAUUGGGGUACUGUUGGCUCCAUUGUCAACUGGAAUUAUACUAUCGAGGGACAGGAAAAAGUUGUUAAGGUGGUUGUUGAUGACAUAAACAAGGAAAAAAGGUUAGUGACAUUCAAGGCAUUUGAAGGUCAUUUGAUAGAGGAAUACAAGGCCUUCAAAGCAACUCUUCAUAUUGAGAAUGAAGGAGAUAACAACUUGGUUAUAUGGACUAUUGAAUAUGAAAAGCAGAAUGAAGACAUUCCAGAACCCUUCUCUUAUUUGCAAUUAGCCACUAAUCUAACCAAAGAUGUUGACACCCAUCAUGUCAAUCAGUAAUAUCUAUGUUGUUUAGAUUCUUAAAAUAUAUGAACGAGUGUGUGUGUCAGAUUCUUCAAUAGUAAUGUACUUUUGGAGAAUAUUCACACAACUGUGGUAUGUUUUUGGAAAAAUCCAAACAAUAUAAGUAAUAUGUUGUGAAUAAUGGAUUUCCAUGUUCUCUUUGAAAGAGGUGGUUGCUUGUUGAUUUUUGUGUUUCCCAUAAAGAUGUAAUUUGCUUUGUUGUAUUUUCAUGAAAUAAAUUGUACUAUUUCGUUUCUUCAAGAACAAAUUUUAUUUAUUUGAUUU
Molecule: messenger RNA, 822 nt
Organism: Solanum tuberosum (potato)
Lineage: Eukaryota; Viridiplantae; Streptophyta; Magnoliopsida; Solanales; Solanaceae
Product: MLP-like protein 28
Exons: 2
Coding region: 79-534 (151 amino acids)
Biological process (GO): defense response
Source: RefSeq, a predicted model, not a curated record